AUGCCGUUUGGAUUGUGCAAUGCUCCAGCAACGUUUGAAAGGUUGAUGGGGCUGGUACCUACCGGGCCAAUUGGCGAUGCCUGUCUGGUCUACUCGGAUGAUAUCAUCAUCGUAGGCCGUACGUUUGAGGAACACCUUCAAAACCUGGAACGCGUGCUCAUGAAUAUCCAGAGUGCCAACCUCAAGUUGAGUCCGAAGAAAUGUUCACUAAUCAAAUUGAAAGUUAGCUUUUUGGAGUAUGUAGUGUCGGAAGAAAGUAUCCGCACGGAUCCAGAGAAAAUUGCCUAUGUCAAGGAUUGGCCAGUUCCAAAAGACAAGACGCAGAUUAGAGAAUAUUUGGGUUUGUGCUCCUAUUAUCAGCGAUUUGUGAAGAAUUUUGCAGAUAUAGCCAAACCUCUGCACAAGCUAACCAAGGAGAAGCGACAUAUCUGCUGGGAUGAAAGUUGCGAUAUCGCAUUCCAGGAGCUCAAGGACCUUCUGUGCAAAACACCUAUUUAG
Molecule: messenger RNA, 498 nt
Organism: Parnassius mnemosyne (clouded apollo)
Lineage: Eukaryota; Metazoa; Arthropoda; Insecta; Lepidoptera; Papilionidae
Source: the annotation of a GenBank genome assembly